Macrobrachium nipponense is the source of this 2317-nucleotide messenger RNA. RefSeq names its product splicing factor, suppressor of white-apricot homolog. Lineage: Eukaryota; Metazoa; Arthropoda; Malacostraca; Decapoda; Palaemonidae. The record is from RefSeq and is a predicted model, not a curated record. Gene Ontology annotation, biological process: mRNA 5'-splice site recognition; RNA processing. Gene Ontology annotation, molecular function: RNA binding.
CAAUUGGCAACACUGACGAAGAGGCCAACAAAACAUGGCGUCCGAACUCGGUCGGACUCUGCUAGAGAAUCGUCCCAAAGAUUCGACGAGUACGCCCGAAGAAUUGUUGGUUUUUGGCUACUCUUGCAAGCUCUUCAGAGACAAUGAGAAGGCGGCGUUUUUGGACAAGGGGCAACACCUCAUUCCCUGGAUGGGGGACAACAAAUUGAUGAUAGAUCGGUUUGAUGUACGCGGUGCUCUCUAUGACUUGAAAGAAGCCGAGUCUGGUGGUGGUGGGGACCGCUGGGAAGGACUUACAGAAGAAGAAAAAGCGGAAGAGGAAAAGUGUGAUUAUGAGCGCUACCUUGCCUUAUACCAUGAUGAGUUCCAGCAUCAAGCUUAUCAGAGGAGAAACCAAGCGGGCUAAUGGGCAGAGCUGGGCUCUGACAACUACACCUAUAGUCAGGUUGGCUUUAGUUAUGAUGAUCAGACAAUGGUGGCCCAGCAGAUAUGUAGUGGAGCAAGUGCCUGAAGCAGUGCGGAGGAGGUGGAGGAACCGCAGGAGGCAGAGGAAAUGGGGUAUUUUCCCGAAAGAGAUGAAGAUACCUUCGUCCCUCCUCCCGAAUUGAAUGUUCCUCCAGGCAUGGUGGUGCCUGAGACCGUGAAACAGAACAAAAUCAUCUUGAAAACGUCGAAGUUCAUUGCUGCUCAGGGGGGUCAGAUGGAGAUUUUGAUUAAGACUAAGCAAGCGGGUAAUCCGAUGUUCAGCUUUCUGUCGUUUGAUCAUCCUCUCAAUGCUUUCUACAAACACACAACCACUAUGAUAAAAAGUGGCAGAUACCGCCCAGCUGAUGAUGAUGAUCAGAAAAAAGCGCGCAGGGAUAGUGAGGGAAGUGAGGGACAAUACCUGCACCCAUCCCUUUCAGCAGGCAUCAAGCCAGACCUCACCCCAGGGACACCUUUGUCCCUACACAAGCCUUCUGCUGACUGUUCCUACUCAAAGCUUAUUAACAAGAUAAAGGAGCAGCAGAAAAACUCUGCCACUGUGGAAGGAAUAGAGUCUCCUGGAUCUCCAUGUGUAUCUGCCAUUACGUCCACACCAGUCACAGUAGCAGCAACAGCAGCAGCAGCAGCAGCAGCAGCAGCAGCAGCAGCACCUCCUACUGCAGUGACUCCAGUAGUAGCUACCUCAACACCAGUUGCAGAUGCUACGACUCCUGCCACAGGAAAUAAAGUAGAUGGUGCCAACCGCAAGAAAAAGAAAAAGGGCGUCGGCACAAGUGGCUCACCUGAAUUCAAGGGUUUGGUUGAUUAUCCAUCUUUCAACCGGACCAAUGAUAAUUGCUCAGAUGAUGAAAGGAAAGAUGACGAAGUUAGCGACGUGGUGAAAGAUAAACCAGAUUUUGUGAACUCUGAAGCUUUGCUUGCUCCAAACAACUCGAAUGAAUAUAGUAAUAUAAAGUGGCCACCACCUGAUGUUCAAAUGGUUAUCGAUAAGAUGGCAAGCUAUAUCAUUAAAAAUGGAGAAGAGUUUGAAUCAAUGGUGCGGAGCAGAAAUGAUCCACGGUUCAGCUUCCUAAAUAAAGAUCAUGAGUAUUUCCCUUAUUAUCGCUGUAAGAUGCGUCUGUACAACGAAGUCUAUGGAGACAUUUUUAAGGAAAACUUCGAGGAAAAAAGCUCUUCAGCAGGUAGCAGUGUCGGGAAUGGUGUAAGUAUAGCAUCAGCUGGAGGAGACACCUCGACGUCAACAGCAACAACUGGGUCAGCUACAGGAGGAAGUGGUAUCAAGAAGGACAAGCGUAACAGCGGGAAAGUACCGUCUACUAUUAGUUUCUCCAUUAAGUCUAGAGAACAGGAAGUCAAUCUCGAUCGGCAUUCUACAUUUCCUGUAGAAUCAUCCUCCACCGAUGAUGAAGAUAUGGAUGAGGAGGAGAGAGAGAAAAGGAGAAUUGAACGUGAAGAAAGACGAAGGAAACGAAAACUGAAAGAAAAGGAAGAACGGGAAAAGAGAGAAAAAUUAGAAAAGGAGAAAAUGAUGGAAAAAGCUGAAGAAUCCAGUGAAGCAUCAGAUGAUACUGAAGAUGUUUAUGAUAUCUUCAAAUAUGCGCAAGAAAUGGGCGGUGACAAAGACGAUGACACCAGUCACAAUGAUAAAUUCAGUAAUGGAGAACUGAAGAAAUCGCGGAACAACUCUGGUCAGAACAGCAACGGGAAUUCAGUAUCGGCACAACCAGAAAGAAAGCAGCAGGAGCGGAGAAAGAAAGCUGCUAUGUUUUUGUCUCGUUUGAAAAAGGGUAGUGAAGAUGAAUCUUCCCAGCCUGUCUAUGGUGAGGCUUAA